Messenger RNA from Cynoglossus semilaevis (tongue sole), 914 nucleotides. RefSeq lists its product as uncharacterized. Lineage: Eukaryota; Metazoa; Chordata; Actinopteri; Pleuronectiformes; Cynoglossidae. The record is from RefSeq and is a predicted model, not a curated record. The coding region runs from base 203 to 829 and encodes 208 amino acids. The transcript is spliced from 2 exons.
GCAUGCCCAGUGUGUAAAUCCGCGCAGUCACAUGUCAAAACAAACCUACACAAAGUUGUUCCUGUUUUCUGAUAGACCGAAUGAAACAUUACUUGUCUUUCAGACAUUCUGUAAAGCAGAUAGCAACAACCUGAGGUAGCACAUGUUUUCUCCAAAUAAGCGUCGCGAUUGUGUCAGUCAGUGACAUCCCAGUCCGGGAUCAAUGGCGUCCAGUUGGACAGAAUGGUUGAAUUCAUGCUCCAACAUCAUCUUAUCUGUCACUGCUCUGUUUUCUUCAUACAGACUCUUUAAGGACCACAGAGCUCCGUCUGUAGGAUUCUUUCUACUUGGGCUCUCCGCUGCAGUUGACAUCGUGCCCUCAUCCACCUCACAUAUAAAUGCCUUCCAGAAACAAGCAGAGUGGGCCGGAGAGGUUUUGGCUCCUGCACUAGUCUCAUUUGACUUCCUGUGGCUCAGUCAGGACCACAACACUGCAAAUAUUCUCUUGUGUGGCUCCUGCCUGCUGCUGGGACUGUGGGACUGGGUGUCGGCGGACACUCUGACAGUGUUGACCCACACCCUGAGCCUGUCCUCUCUGUCCUGCUGCCUUAUAGUGUGCCUGUUUGCUAGUCAAGGUUUAGGGGCCCUGGGUGGUGUGGCCCUCAGUCUUCCACUGCUUAUGACUCCACAGGUGGGAACGAGCACCCUCACACCUCUUGUUUCUUUGGCCGCCUCUGAUAGACUGGUGAAGUGGGUUUUAAAAGGGUUUUUAACAAUAGGAUGCUGGGCCUCCACCAAGGCCCUCAGCAAGUUUCUGUUGGAUGUGACCGAAAGAUGUGAAUUAAUGUAAUAAAGUUAUUCUAAAAUGUGUGGUAAUAUCAUGGUUUUUUUUAAAAUAUUUUUGCAGAGUGCUGACAUAACUUGCGUGUUUGCGU